This is a messenger RNA of Diabrotica balteata, 7892 nucleotides long. Lineage: Eukaryota; Metazoa; Arthropoda; Insecta; Coleoptera; Chrysomelidae. The record is from the annotation of a GenBank genome assembly.
GACACUGACAGUUAACCAAAAAUCAAAACAAAAGUGAAAUGCGACCUAACCUUAAAUUUAUAGUAAAAACUAGCUUUGGAGUAUUAUUUUUAUUUUUCUAUUGUGAAUUUCUUAUCUUCUAUGCAGUACAACUUAACUGUGACUGGCCAGAAUUAAACCCUGAAAACGAAGAUACAUCUAUAGAGCCUUCCAAUGAAGACCCCGUUAAAAUUAUGGUUAUUGCAGAUACACACUUAUUGGGUUCCAGAAAGGGACAUUGGUUUGAUAAGCUACGAAGGGAGUGGCAAAUGUAUAGGGCAUUUCAAAGUGCCAUGACUUUGCACAAACCUGACUUGGUGUUUGUACUAGGUGAUCUUACUGACGAAGGAUUGUAUUGUAGCAGUACUGAGUUUGAGUAUUAUGUGAAUAGAUUUUACAGUUUAUUUGCUGUUCCAGAAGGAACAAAAAUUUAUGUUGCUGUUGGAAACCAUGAUAUAGGCUUCCAUUACGGUGUCAGUCCAUACCUAAAUCAAAGAUUUGCAAAGGCAUUUGAUGCUCCAGUAGUCAGAAUGAUUAGCCUCAGAGGCAACCAUUUUGUUCUUAUAAAUAGUAUGGCUUUAGAAGGAGAUGGAUGCUUUUUGUGUAAACCUGCUGAGCAACAAUUAACAAAAAUUGAAAAAAUUUUAAAAUGUACAAAAGGAACAUACACCGAAAAGUGUAAGCCAAAUAUGAAAUUAGCAAAAUAUAGUCGACCCAUAUUGAUGCAGCAUUAUCCUUUAUACAGACAGUCAGAUAUGGAAUGCAACGAUUUUGACGCCGCCCCUUUUCCUAUCAAACAAGAAAGAUUUAGAGAAAGAUGGGAAUGCUUGAGUCAAGAAGCUACUUAUCAGUUACUCAGUCAAGUUAAACCUAGGUUGUCUUUGUCUGGACACACACAUCAUGGAUGCACUCGUCCGCUUCCUGUAGGAGAGGGUUUGGAAGUGACGAUACCGAGUUUUAGUUGGAGAAACAAGGAUAACCCUAACUAUUUGUUGGCUACAAUCACACCCAACAACUACGCCUACUUUAAAUGUGAGCUUCCUAGAGAAUCGACAGUAAUCAACCUCUAUCUUUUCGGAACAUCAAUAUUUAUUAUUUGGUUACUCUACUCAUUAAUGUGUAGAAGUAAGCGAAAAUAUAAAUUUCGCUGACACAAUUUUGCUUUAUGUUAAGUUUAUUAUGUAUACAAAGGUUACCUUUUCAGUUAUUAUUUUUAUUUAUAUCAAAAUAUGCUUUAUUUAUUAGUAUUUUAAAUUUGACAGUUCAUUUGAUAAAGAACGAGUUGUUUUUAAUGGAAAAAUAUGUAAUGGUGGUGGUGACACAAUGAUGUCUUGUUGAGGUUAAGUUUGUAUGUAAUAUGUAAAAAUUUUGCUUUAUGUUACCUAAGCUUGUUACAUAUACCUUUUUAGUUACUAUUUAUAUUUAUAUCAUGCUUUAUUUAUUACUAUUUUAAAUUUAACUGUUCUAUCGACAAAGAAUGAGUUGUUUUAAAUGUAAAAAUAGGUAAUGGUUACGAUGGCGUCACGAUGAUGUCUUGUUGAGGUUGAGGUUAUGUUUUUAAGCAAAACCUUUAAAUAAACUGACUCCUCAGUUGUGAACGGCUAUCCAAUUUGUAGACAGUUGAUAUUAAUAUAGCACAAAUAUAUUGUACAAUAAUUCAGGGCUUUACAAUACAAAAAGCAUAUUGUAUUAAGUGCAUAUACUUCAUCUAAUUUACUUACCGACGCACGUCAUUAUCAUUGACAGAGAUCGAAGUUGACAUAGUUGCCAAAGUAUAAAAAAAUCCUGACUCCAUUUUAAAUUAAAUAGGUCACAUAAUUAUUGCAAAAGUAUUACCAUCUCUUUAAAACGACUAUUUAAAUUCUUACUGGACAUUUUUGAAAUAAAACACAAUUUUGUUCUAAAAAGCACAUUUUUAUUAAAUAGGUAAAAAUAUAAAACAAGAGGUAUUCACUUUAAAAUUCAAAAUAAUAAAGUUCAAAAAGUGUCAACACCGCAACUGUCAAAUAAGUGUUACCAAUGUAUGCCAAAAUUUCACCUUUGUUCGAUUACAGUUACAGUGUGUUCCGAACAAAUGUUCUUUAUAAAAACGCUUUAUAAUACAUUUAUACAAAUUAAAUGAAACAUAUUAUUGUGUAUUUCUUUAAGUUAACAUUAAUAGAAAUCUUUAAAAAUAUUAUUUCUACGCGUAUAUAAUAAAAUAUGUAGUGGCUGUAAUGCCAGUGUACUCGGCAAAGUGACUCUAAAAAGGAACUCACCUACCGCCUGAAUAUUUCGUGUUGGUAUCAUGUGACGUCACGAACUAUGACGCUGAUGACGUGCAUCGGUAUGUAAAUUAGUUGAAGUAUAUAUAGGAUGAUCAACUUCUGUGACAAAGGUCGUUAUAUCUGUUAUUAUAUUAGAGGUACCAAGAAAAGCUAUUUAAGAAAAUAGAAGGUAGCUGUAAGCUUCACAUUUUAAAAUUAGUUACGAAUAUACAGUUCUAUAUACGUGUAUGUCUUCCAUAACACUGUAAGGUAUCAUAGGUCUGUUUUUUUUUUAAUGAAACUGCUUACCGAUUAAAAUUUGCUUUACUUAUUAGUUGCAGGGAUACAAAGUUAUUCUGUGUUAUUCAGUGAUUUUAAGAAUGUAUAGCCAAAUUUCAAUGAACAUUGUAACAAGUUCAAUGACAUGUAUAUAACUGAAAACAAGUAUAGCAGCAACGGCCUGUUGUAGCCAUAGUUUUUAAGUGAUUGUCAAAUUUCAUAAGAAUGAUUUAUUUUUCUAAUCUUUAAAUUUAAUACACGGUAAGUCAAAACACAAAUUCACUAUUUUUUAUAUUGUCUCAAGUUGGUCAUUCAAUUAUAUCUGUUUUUAAUUUGUUCAAUUUCCAUAGAUUCUAACAAAGAUAGCUUAAGGCCUUUAUUUUGAAUGUGAAGAAUUUUAAAUUCUUCCUUAAAAGAAUGAUUAUGAUUUAGAAGGUGAAGUGCGUAUGUAGAAUCUAUUUUUCUGUUAUUGAAAGCCCUUUUAUGUUCUGCUAUUCGUUUAUUAAAAUUUCUACCAGUUUGACCGAUGUAAGCUUUUGGGCAGUCGCCACAUUUAAGUUUUAAACACCACUGUGUAAGUGUUUUCUAUUUUGGCUCUUGUUAUUUUUAAUAUAUUUGCCUAAGUUGUUAUUUGUUCUGAAAGCUGGUGUUAUUCCUUUCUUUUUUAUGUGUUUAGCUAUUUUUUUUUGUUAUGUUGCCUCUAUAAUGUAAUCGAGCAGAAGGUACUGGGUUUUUUCUCUGGUGGUGGAAAUACUAAUUUCAUUGCUUUCUUGUGUGGUUUUUGAUUUAAGAUUUUAUUAAUUGUUUCUUGGUUGUAUCCAUUGUUUACUGCUAUUUGCUUAAUGAUAUUUAAUUCUGUCUCAAAGUUGUAUUUUGACAUCGGAAUUUCUGUUCAUCUAUGUAAAACACUAUGAUAGGCUGCCAGUUUAUGUUCUAUGGGAUGGGACGAUGAAUUGUGUAUAGUCGUGUCAGUAUGGGUAGGUUUAUGAAAUAUGAAGAAGUCAUGUUUGUUUUUAGUCUGAUAAUUUUUAAAUCUAAAAAAGUUAUGGAAUGAUUUUUUUCUGUUUCUAUUGUAAAUUCAAUAUGACUAUGAAGUUAAUUAAUAUACGAUAAAAAUUGGUAUCUCCGCCAAUAUAAAAAGUGUUUGAAUGUGGGAUGUUUUGAAAUCUUUGUCUCUAGAUGAUCCAUAAAAAUAUCUGAUAGCAAUGGGCUUAGAGCAUUGCCCAUUAUAAGUCCUGCACUGUUAUUUGUAUAUAUUUGAUUAUUAAAUUCAAAGUAGUCCUGGUUUAUGCAAAUUUCAAGAAGAUGUAAAAUUUCAGAUGUUAUGGUUGGAUUUGUACUAUUUUGGUCUAAAAGGUUUUUUACUAGAAUGAAAGUUUAUGUAGGAGGAAUACUAGGAAAAAGAUUUUUUACGUCAAAUAAAAUUAAUCUAGAGUUGUUAUUUUGCCUAUUAGGUAAUUGAAAAUGUUGUAGUUUAUUAACUAGUUCUAUUGUAUUUUUUAUGGUAAAUUUAGGUGAAAAUUUAGUGUGUUCUAAAAUAAUCACAGCUUAAUAUGUCUAUUUAAGGGAAAUUACUCUCACUAUUACUGCUGUUAUCGUCUGUUAACGUAAUCACCACGGAUUUGAUUGUAAUGUCAACAUGAACAUCCAAUUCCCACAUUCGUUUUCCUCCUUACUUAUAUGGAAAAUAGCAUUCUGCUAUGCUAAUAGCGUAAACUCAUCAAUAGCAAUAUUUAGCAGACGUCUUAUAUCUUCAAUUUUAAAAGUUACAUUAUGACUUGCCACAUAACGCUUUGUUUGUGCCCAGAUUAACACAAUCAGGUUAAUUUCGCAGUGAUAUGGUGAAAGUUUUAAAACAGUAACACCUCAAGCACGGGCCAUUCUACCCACUACGUAAUUGAUGUGAUUAGGGCGAUGUUGUUUGAUUAAACACAUCAACUCUACCUAGUUGCAUUCUCAUAGUACGGAAUAUUUUUCCCGGGGCCAUUUUACCAUUUCAACCUUUCGGCUGUUUAAAGUGGGAAUUUGUUCACUUCAGCCACUAUGAUAUGAUGAAUUAUCCAUAACGAUGACAGAGUUAUCUUCAACACGUUGCAGAACAUAUUGAAAUCACUAUGCGAAACCAUCUGCAUUCAUGCCCUUAUGAUAAUGACCGGCUUUUUUAUAAAAAAAAACUGAACCACCGCUCUUUAGAAAGCCGUUGUCACUUCCAAUAUGUACAGAUGUUUUUAGUAGUAUGUCCAGCAUUGGCCCAAGUUGAUUUCAGGUUUCUCUAUAUACACUAUCCUGUUGUAUUUGACAUAAGUAAAUUCCAAUUUGUGUUACUGCUUACGCAAGGUUUCACCAUUUAUUUGGGGAAUUACUUCAUUAGUUUUGAAUGCAGAAAAGAUUUUGUUUAGAGUAUGAAUUUUCUUAUUAAAAUAAAAAGAAUGCUCAGUACGUGUUAUUUCUGAAUUAUUAUGUUCAUUAAAUUCAAUUGGUUUUCGACCUCGUAGAUGUGCCUGUGGGACCUGAACCUCAUUCAAGCGUUGUUUUUGACGGACAAUCCUGUAAACAGGGAUGACAAUACUCCUCCCAUACUUUCACAAUGACUUAUUGCCUCCGCUUUAGACAAUAUUUUUCUCAAAUACAUAUUAGACACUUUUAUUUUUUACCUUUAAGUCCUAACUGUUUUGCGAGAACUUUUUAUAUUUACACUUUCCCUGUUAGUACUAUUAAACAAAAGCAAUAUAUCAUUAAACACAAGGGCACCUGUAUACUACUAACAGACAAUGUAUCUAACUCUGAGAAAGCUAAAUAUAUACUGACCAUAUACGCAUCAUUUCUCCGCUACUGACACGUUUCCUGGUCAUAACGAUAACGUAAACGUAAGUGAUUACGUUCAUGACUCAUUUCAUUAUUUAUUUGCUGGAGUAUAGAUUUAAAGAGUAUUAGAAAAAUCAAUUACUUAUCUUUUGAAUAUUGGUAAUCUAAAAACUGUGUCUAUAACAGGUCGUUGCUUUUGUACCGCUUUUCAAUUAUACAGGGCGUUUAACUUGUUACAAUAUUCGUUAAAAUUUGGUUCUUCUUCUUCUUCAGUGCCUUAUCAGGUCCGAAUGUUGGCGAUCAUCAAGGGUAUCAUGGUUUUGUUGACUGCUCCGCGAAACAGCUCCGCUGAGGUCAUCCCAAACCAUUGGUUAUACAUUUAAUUUAGUUAUAUAUUUAAAAUUUGGUUAUACAUUUUUAAAUACCCUGUACCUGUAACACUAAAACAACUUUGUAUUCUUUUAAAAAAUGAAGUGAGGCGGAUUUUUAAUUUAAAUAGGUAAUAGUUUGUAAUGCAAUACAUGGUGUUUCAUUACAAAAAAAAACAUAUCGUUGAUGCGAUGCAAUGUUGUGAGAUACCCUAUAUAUGUUAUAUUCGUAACUAAUUUUUAUAAAUACCUUUUAUUUUUAUAAAUAGCUUUUUGUGGUAUCCAAUAACAGAUAUAACGGACUUCGGUACAAAAUUUGAUCGUCCUGUAUAUCGUUUAAUAUACGAAUUUAUAAUAAUAACCUUACAGUUUCAUCAUUUCAUAAUUCUCUAUAUUUUCUGCUUUUUCGACAGUACGACAACUCUGUACAAUAAUGUUAACGUCAAAAUUGGAUGCCGGUUUUAUAUUGGCAUAAAAUAAAGAAAUAUACUCGGUUCGCUCAACUUUGGAAUAUUUUGACAGAUUCAUUAGCGGAAACAUUGUGGAAACACAAAUAUUCCUAACUCUCACUAAUAUUAGCCCAAAUAAACUAUUGCAGCCUUUGCACCAAGUGUUGCUGCCUUUUUCAUUAAAAAAUGAAAAAUAAUCAUGAAUAAUGGGGGUAUGAAUAAUUCAUUAAUUUUUAGUAAAAACUUUCAUUUCAUUUCAAUAAAAACCUUUGACUUGCAACUUUUAUAUAACGUGCUCAUAGACGCUAUUGUCUAUGAGCACGUGUGCUUGAUUGUAUAAUAACUUCCAGUCGGUUAAAGUUUCACCAACGUAGCAAAAAAUAAUUACUAAAUUUACUUGACAGUUGGGACUGAAUUCAGCGAAACGAGUAUCACUGGGGAAUGCAUAUUGAGAACAUUUUAUUUUUAUAUGAUUUUUAUCUUUUAUUGAAGUAUUGAAAGAAGUUUUACAUUUUUUAGAAAUAUGUGGUAUGUUUUCCGUAAGAUAUUUAAUUAUUUAAGGAUUAUUUUAAUCCAAAAUAUGUACGUAUUUGAUAGUAUAAAAUGUUAUGUGUAAUUUUGUUAUAAUUGUUCUUGGUAUUGGUUAUUUCUAAGCAUUGAGUUAAGAAAAUUAUGAGGCUCGAAGGAAAUUGGUAUUAUGUAUUUUAUUUACAAUAAGUUAUAUUAUGAAAUUUUUGUAGAAAUACGAAAUACGUUGAUAAUUACAUGUAUAUUUAUAAAUGGAAUUAAUGUGACAAAAAAAUGCGCAUAUUCUUUCAAUAGUAUUAUCACAGUAUUAUUGAUGGUUUUGUUUUGUUGAGGAUCAGUUUUCCUUAUUAGAAUUUCUCCUGGUGUUCCUGUCUUGUAUUAUAACAAUGUCAGUAUCAUCUACGAAAUGGUUUUCCAGUUCGUUUCUACUCCUCUUCUACUUAUAGAAGUAAUUGUAUGUUAUUACAUUUUGACACUAGAUACUACAGUAGUGGUAGUAUUGUGUAUAAAUAGAUAUGUUCCUUAGUUUUCUAGUGUAGCAAUAGUUGUAAAAAGUGUAAAAAGUCGUUCCUUUGCAACUUAGACAAGAGAGAGUACACGUUUGGUGGGCGAGCAUUUCCGCGAGCAUCAUGUUUUGGUGGCUGUAAAAUUCGAAAUAAAAAACGUUUAUACCUGAUAUUUUUAAGAAUUUUAAUCUAAUAAAACAUUUACUGUACAAAAAUGUUUCGUUUUAAAUAGGGAUUUGAAUAGGGUGCCGAUUUUGGUAUUAGUUAAUUCCAUACAACUACGCGUCCAGUCUCUUUCCUUGUCUAAGCUUUGCAAAGUGUAGUGCUACACCAGUCUGUUCCAUUAAAAAGUUUAGCAAAAAGUCUAACACCAGUGUAGAUAAAUCUUCGGGUGCUUCUGAGAGGGUGACUAUCUACACUCGUGACAUUCGUCUUGGGCAGUAUCAUCCAACGGAGUUUGACAACUGUUUAGCUGUACGAUGUGUUUGUUUACAAAAAAUAUCUUGUUCUUUUUAGUUUAAUUUAAAUUUAAAAACUUUAAAAAGCUUUUAGUAAUUUUUAAAACUGAAGUACACACCUACCUACAAAUUUUAAUUUCAUUACUCAUUUUUAUAAUUUUUUUUAAAGAUACCUUGCUAAUUAUAAUAAAGAUUAUCUAAAUUAAAGAAGGAAAAUCAAAAGUAGAAGAAACCC